Klebsormidium nitens is the source of this 1479-nucleotide messenger RNA. Lineage: Eukaryota; Viridiplantae; Streptophyta; Klebsormidiophyceae; Klebsormidiales; Klebsormidiaceae. The record is from the annotation of a GenBank genome assembly.
AUGGCAGUUGAGCCUCACAAAGCUGCAGCAGCCUCCCUAGGAUUGCCGGUGCUCCGUCUGAGACAAGUAGCAGCAAUACAGCUGCAUUUCUUCUGCGGGCAGCAUUGCACCGCUUGUGUCCUUUUCCUUGAGCCCCCAAAGCCAUGGCAAUUCGUGAGCGACCUUGAUGUCAUUCAAGUCCCAUACCACAUACCCGUCAUCUUUGUCUACCGUUCUGGGGGGUCCUCUAAAGGGGCAGAAGUAAGCCCCCUGACAGGAAGUGGUUUGCCUACUACAGCUUUGCUGAAGGAGUCUCUGGCUCGCACCUUAGCAGCUUUCUACCCUCUGGGGGGGCGCAUUGGAAGCUCAAACGGCAGACCGGUAGCCUAUGGAUUCAACGACGGCGUUCCCUUCAUCGAGUCUGAGUGCAAUUUGGAGAUUCCUUCCGAUCUGCAGCCCAGUCAGUUCUCGUCCGAAUUGCUGGCUACACCAACGCCAGGGAUUGGCGGAACACCUCAGGGCGUCCCAGUGAUGUCAGUCAAGGUAACCCGGUUUCGGUGCGGGGGCCUCGUGCUCGGAGUCAGUUUCCACCAUCAGAUUGUGGAUGCAGCGGCGUUCUUCACUUUUAUGGGCGCCUGGGCGGGGGUCGCCCGCGGCAAAUCUCCAGCGUCGCCGUCCCUUAACCGGACGGUCCUAAUUGGUCGGGAUGAGCGAACGAAUGGAGGCCUCGAAAACGGAGGUCCGCAACCGUCGUCCCUGUGGGGCUCCGCGUUCGCCACGUGGCAGAAGCACGCGUCCUUCUGGCGCGCAUAUGCCGAUCUGCGGUGGCGGUCGCUCGGCCAAAAAGAAGGCCUCCUGCGAGUGACGUUUACGCGGGAGGAGGUGGCGUGGCUGAAGCGGGCAGCGAACGAGAAGAGCAGCCAGAGCUGGGACCCAAGCCAAAGCACGGCUACUCCUGGCUGCGACUGGGCCUCCAGCGACGACGCCGUGUGCGCGCACAUAUGGCAGAGGAUCACGCGAGCGCGCGCGCUUCCCGCUGACACAACCGUCACUUUCGACCGGCACGUGGACAUGCGGUCCCGUCUCGAUUCCCCCCUCCCGUCCGACUACAUCGGCUCCGGCAACGCGGGACCCCCCCGGCUGAGUAUAUCUGCCGGCGAGUUAUUGAAUAAGACGUUGGGCCAGGUGGCGCAACGACUGCGGCGGGAGCUUCUGCAAAUGGGCGAAUCGUAUCUAAAUGCGCUUCUCCGCAAAUUCCGAUCAAUGCCCUUCGUCCCGCAUUUCCUCGCGCGCGCGUCCCCGUUUGGCACCGCGUGGUGGAGAUCCAGCAAACACCUGAAGGGGACGGAGGCCUGGACGUCAUCGUGUUUCUUCAAGAGGAGCACUUGGCGCGGCUUCGAGCGGAUCCAGAGCUACACCCCUCCGUCACAACCAGACCCUGAGAGACCUUCCUCGAGUGAGGAAGCCGCAACAGCGCCAGCGACUGCGGGAGCCGGUUAG